ACUUCCGGAAAUUGGUCUGGAAAUCCACAAAAAGAAAAAAUUGUCAUCGACUCAAAAAACACAAACACAGUUUUCAUACAACAGACAUCCUUUAAAUGAAUUGAAGAUGAUGGAUGUUACAAUUAAAACACUUGAUGGACAAAACAGAAGUUUUAGUGUACCAGAAAAUACAACAGUUAAACAGUUUAAAGAGAAGAUAGCAGGAUCAAUAAAUAUUGAUGUAGAAACACAGAGACUAAUUUUCCAGGGACGUGUGUUGCAGGAUGAAAAACUGUUAAAAGAUUAUGAUGUUCAUGGAAAAGUUAUACAUGUUGUUCAAAAGCCGCCGCCUAGUGCAAGACCAUCUGGAGCUAGUGCCACAUCAACAAGUACACCAACACCUGGUCCUACCCCAGGUCCACCCAGAGGUGAUGUCAAUAGCUAUGUCGUUGGUUCAUUCACAAUACCAUCAGACGUAAUUGACCCUAAUCAAGUACAGCAAAUUGUUCAGAAUGCUGUUCAGAACAUGGGAGAUAUGGGUAGGAAUGCCAGAGUAUCAACAAGAGCUUCAAAUGAUGGUUCUUCAGUUGAUGUCCACAUACAUCUUGGUCAAGUAGGAGGUCCAGCAAGAGUGGAGAGUGAAUCACAGCUCCGCAUCAAUAAUGCCAGACGCAUGUUACAGAUGGCCAGGGAACAAAUAACCAGACUUGAGAAUAUAGGACGAGCUCCUGGUGCCAGUGAAGAAUCUAACACAGAUAGACCAGCCACUAUGGAAGAAUCUGAAUCAGAAACACCAAGCACAUCUACCCCACCAACAGACAAUGAUAGGGAAAGAGAUUCCGAGGAUAUGGAAACAGAGGCAAGUACCCCAUCACAGACUGCUGAAGCAACAAACAGUAGCCGGACUGAAGGAGGAACAUCACAAGAAACUGGGACAACCACAACAGAGACACCUUCAUCUACUGGUAGUCAAGCAACAGGAGGUCAAGGGCAAGGUCAAUCUCAUCCACCUGGUUUAAUACGACCUCCGAUUACUUUAGUAGCAGAAGUUUUACAGGAAGUUCUAGAGGUUAAUCAGAGAUUACAACCUUUCCUAGAAAGAUAUCAAACAAUAACAAGAGAAGAUAGGACCCUUGAAGGACAGGCUUUAACAGAAGCACAAGAAUUAUGUAAUUUAGUUGGAGAAAUUCUUCAUACCAUCAGUCACAGUUACCAUAGUCUGAGUGACCUUAUGAUUGACCUUAGUCAGCCUCCUCCUAGACACCUGUAUGCUGCAUUCAUUUCACAGCAGGUACCAACUACAGCAGUUAUUCAGCAGACUAUACCAGUCAGAGCACAGAUUAAUAUUGGGCCAGCAGUUCAGAGAACGUCGGGUACCCAAUCCAGUGUUCCUACAAGUACAGGUGCGACACAGUCAAAUCAGCCUGUAACCAGUUCAACUGGUACCCAGUCAAGUGUGCCAACAACAUCAGCUGCAACAUCAACAACAGCUGAAUCUCAAGAACAAGCACGUGGUCAAGAAUCAGCACAACCCACUGCUGGAACAACAGGUUCACAACCAGUUAGUACAGAGAAUGGCACUACACCUAUGUUUAUUGAAAUGGGACCGGAAAUUGUUUCUGUCAGCAGUGUAACAGCUCAAAUAGUAACAGAAUCAGAAAAUCCAACAACAUCAUCAGGAAAUACAGGCACAACUACAACACACCAGAUACUACCAGAAGGUGCUGGACCUAUUACUAAUGAUCUGAUCAACAGUAUUGUUAACUCAGUUCUCGGAGGAAUUGCCAGGGGAGGCCCAAGAUUUGGUGGACCCUCUAAUGCAGUACAGAUAGAAAUUGGUCAAUCUGGUCAACCAAGAGCUCGAUUUGCCAGAUUUCCAAAUGGUUCUGGUGUUGGUAGAAUGAAUGUCCCAUCAGGUUUCAGUACGACAGCAACCCCAUCAACAAGUGCAUCAGGUACACAAACAAGUAAUGCUGAAUCAAACUCUUCUGGGACCCAGACUGGAACAUCAAACACAUCUGAAACACAGACACAAACACCAGGAAGACCCAGAACUACAGCUUUUGUUAUGCCUGGUGUUCCUGGAGCUGGAUUACCACCAGGCAUGAGUAUUGGUGGAAUGCCUGGAUUGCCUGGCAUGCCUGGUUUGCCUGGGUUUCCUCCUUCUGUGGAUCGACAUCUUCCCUGUUCAUCUCGGUACUUCUUCAGGCUACAAAGAGAUGAAGCCAGAAGAAACAGACCAUCAAAUGGAGAAAAUAAUCAGGAAGAAUACAUUAAUAAUAUGUUGAGUGGUUUUAUGCAACAACUUCAACAAGAAACUAAUCCUCACCUUCAUCACCCAGCACCCAAUGGUUCUAAUCAACCACCAACAAACACAACAGCUGCCAAUCAACAACCGUCAACAGCAUCAAAUGGUGCCACUGCUCCAAAUCAACAACAGCCAACAUCUAACCCUGGUUCAGGGCCAAUACCUGCUAUGAACAAUAGUGGGUCAGCUGAUCCUUUUGUACAGAUGUUACACCAAGCUUCAUCACAGAUGCCUGGUGUUAUUGGUAUACAGAUACAAGGAAUGCAGGAUGGACAGCCUGCCUUCUCUACAAUAUUUGGCAUGCCACCACCUGGACAGAGAAGGCCACCAGGAAAUCAGCCACCUCAGACAGGACCAUCUGCUGGACCUCCAGGAGAUCAGAAUUUUGCCACUAUGUUGAGAGAUUUCCUUCAGACAGCUUCUGCACAACAGAGACCAGCUGCACCAGCAUCAAGUACAACAAACACAAGCAAUAAUGGUACAACUGCCUCCUCAGAACAACCUGCAAUGACUGACGAGGCAUUUACACGUCUUAUCUCUGGUAUUGGUAGUAUGGUAUCACAAACAGCUAUGGGACAGCCACCAAGUCAGACUAUUUCACAGUUUUUGUCAUCCUUAGGGGAGGGCUACAAUACAGGGGAGGAAGGUGUGUUUAUAAAUGACCUUUUUAACUGUGUGUCAAGACACUUAUCCCUGCCUGAUUUACUGCAAGUCUUUUCUGGAAAUGCUGCAGCAUUAAACCGUUUACGAGCACCAUUACAAGAAUUUAUAAGAGGUCGAAUAUUAAACGAUGGUGAACCCACAAGAGAAAAUAUAGAAGCUGGUGUUAACAGGCUUAUAGCUAAUAUGACAAGUGAACUGAAGAGUGCAGAGGAAGUGACAGAAGUAAAACCAGAUAUAGAUUUUGCUGCCACAUUAAGUAAUAUUUGCAGAGUACAACUGACAGCCAUUUUAAGUAUGAUUAUGCAGACACGAGGUGGAGAUGUGCAGUUUGGUGCCAGAUUAUAUGAGAUGUUAAGACAAGCUUUAUCUGAAAGUGUAGUCCUUGCUAGAUAUUGUUUAGUUGGAGGAAUGCCAGCCUUGAGCAGACUUGUACAAAAUAGACUUGAGAACCUAACAAGGGGAGUUAAUCCAUUAAUUCAACAGUGGAUGGCCAGUACAACUACAGCACAGCUUAAUUCAUUUGUACCUUCAAUAAGGGUGACAGAAGAGCAAAUCAUGCACUAUGUUGUAAAGAAAGAUAAAACACCUAGUCGAGAAGCUCCAAUGGAAACCAGUCCAGUUGUCCAAUCUCCUGGUGCUUCUGCAGUUGAAUCUCCACAGUCAAUGGAAGUUGAAACAAAACUUGACAGCAAAUCAUCACCAAGUGGUGCCGCUAACGUUGUUAAGAAGCCAGUUUCCUUGACAACAUCACCAGGAGCAGCUGCUGUUGAGGAACAGGUAUCGAAUGGGGCCACUGGAGGGGAACCAUCAACUAGUUCUGAAGGAGAUACUUCUUGGCAGAAAGAGAUCCCAGAUGAAUGGGUACCUAUAAUAAAUGGUGAUAUAAAGAAACAGAAACAACAAAAACAUCAACCUCCUUUUAGUGAUGCUUAUUACCAAGGAAUGCCAGCUAAACGAAGGAAGUUAAAUCAACCAUUUGAUGCAUCAAAUCCUGCAUUAGAUUUGACAACUUCAAUAAGAAGAGCUGUGGCGUCUGCAGGUGUUGAACCAAUCAGUAGUAUUGAAAAUCUAACUAAAGAAAUUGAAGAUAAUCCUGAAUUAUUGACUGAAUACGAGGAACAUACAAGGAACUCAAUCAUUGACAGACUUCAGACAGAUUCAGACUUUGCUCCCGACAGAUUUCCAAAAUCUCACGAAUAUUUUAAGGGAAAUAAUAAAAAGUGAUAAUAUUGAUGUGGAAAUAAUGACUAGUGAUUUUUCAUCUUUAUUUAUGAAAUAAAUUGUGUAAAAAAAAAAUGUUGGUUAUAUAAGUACUGUGGAUUCAUUUAUUUUAGUGGGUACUAAUUUUUGUGGAUUGAACAAAACUUACACUUUGGUGGACAAUUAUUUUCAUGUUUCUGUCAAAGUCUGCAUACAAUCCAAUUAAAAAUUUGUAAUUUGUUACCAAUGAAAUUCACAAUAAUUGGUAUCCAACGAAAAAUAAUGAAUACACAGUAAUAGUUUUAUGUACAUGUAUAUUGUUUAAACUGGUAUGAAAAAAUAUGAAUAUACUGGGUAUUUUAUAAUUCGAUAUUUUGACAUUGGAACAUGAUCGGUAAUUUUUAUGUUUUAUUCAAGAAUAAUGUUUUUAUGAGGUAUUAAAGGUUUCAUGGUUUGUAGAUCCCAUGUAAGAUAAAGCUGAUAUGAGACAUAACUGUUAUUUGUCAUUAGUCAUUCAUCCAUUGCAACCUUUAAUACAAUUAAUUGAUGAGUUUUAACCAAUGUUUACGUAAUUCAUGUUUUACAAUGUACUGUUUUAGAAUACACCUUUAAGUCCUGCCAUUCAAACUGUACAGCAUCAUAUUGUGGUAUGAAAUAGAGAUUAAUCUUUAAAGGUGUCAGGGGCCUCAAUGGCCAAGUGAUCUAAGUACACUCAGCUCCAACUGUAGAUUGUGGUUCUCUCUGGUUACUCUGGUGUCAGGGGCCUCAAUGGCCAAGUGAUCCAAGUACACUCUGCUCCAACUGUAGAUUGUGGUUCUCUCUGGUUACUCUGACGUCUUCCCUAAUUAAAACUGACAGCACAAAAUACAAUCAGCAAAAAGAAUUAACAAAGAUAGCUUCAUCAACGGAAACUAGAAAAAGUAUCUAUAAAAGAAUUUCCUCAUUUUUUUACUAAUCAACUUUAUGUAACACAUUUAAAGGAGAAAAAAAUUAAAUAAAACUGAACUGCUUUUUUAAGAUGCCAUCAUGUAUAUUAACUAUUUAUAUAAAUUUCAUAGUUUCAUAAAGUGAAAACAUAUAAAUAGCCUAAAACCUUAGAUAGCAUUCAUAUUUGUUAAUUAGUUUGUAUUACUUUGUAUAGAUCUGCAAACUUCAACAUCUUCGAAUAAUGCUGCUUUCAAAAAUGUCAACUGGUUGAUAGUUUAUGCCCUUUAAGCAAUGUACUCUGAAGGAACCCUCCAAUUUCUCACUACCAUGAUGUGCUCAUUUAGUUUUUGAAUUAAAAUUGUCUUUGCAUAUUUUUAUAUAUUCCCUAUAUGCUAGGUUUUAGCAAAAGGUAUAGCAUGGUUGAGUUCGAGCAUUCCAUUGAGGUUUAAAGUGUGAUAGAGUAUUUGGUUCUGAAAAUCAUUAUCACAAUUUGAAAUAAGAAACUGACCACACCUUCACCAUAAGGACUUGGGUGUUAAUACCAAUAUAUAACACUGCCAUGUAGUUAACAUGGAUAUCCUUUAUCUUUUAAAACAUUAUUGAAAAACUGUAUUCAUGAUUUUUAAUUGGAUAUCAAAUUUUAUGGAUUAUGUCAGUACACAGGAACUUCAAAUUUAAAUGUUUCAAAGAACUUCAUAUUUUUAAAGAAAUGUAUGCAGACUUGGCAAAACAACGAAACAAAUAUCCAGGAAAAUGAGUUUUCCUUAAUCCUUGAAAAUAGAUACCCAUCAAUCCAUACUAGCUUAUUUCAAAGGGAGAAUUUGUUUAUAUAUUUAUAUAUAUUGGCCAUAAUGAGAAGCUAAACUGAUCAAUUUAAAUAUCAGAAAGUUGAUUUCAAGUGUAAAUCGCAUGUAAGAAUAAGUACUGGUAAACGAUUUUGUAUUUUGAAUUACUUCCACAUUGGGAAAUAUGUAUUAUAGUAAUUUAAUGUGUAGCUGUCUCUGUUUAUUUUUGUGUACUGAUAUGAUAAACUCUAUUUGUAAUAAGAAUUAGAGUGAAUCAGAAUUCUGAAAUUGUCCUCAACAGAGCUUCAAAAUGAUCCCAAAGGUUUAUGCCAAACCUUUUUCUUUUUUGCACCUUUGCAAGAAGCAGUUUGUUGUAUUGAUUUGAAAGAAAAUUUCAUUAUAAAAUUUCCUUCUUUUUACUUAAAUGCUGAAUAAACCCUACUAGUUGUAAUUUUAUGUGAUAUUCUAAUGUAAAGAUAAGACUUAUCCAUUUUAUAUAUAAUGCUAUGUUUACAGAUUAAUUUCUGCUCAUUUCAAAAGGAAUUUAAUUAUAGUAGAAUAUGAAUAUAAUUUUAUAGUGAAACCGGUUUUGUUGCCUAAACAGAAAUUUCUUACAAAUAUUAAUAAAAUAAAAUUUUAACUGUUAUCAUGUCAUUUUCGAACAUAUUUUAAUUACUCUGGUUUCAAUUAUUUCGUGUACACCUAUUUUUGUUGAUUAAGGGGAAAAAAAUUGUGGAUAUUAAAUUUGAUUGCUCUAUCAAAGUCUGCAUACAUGCUUUUAUAACUUCAUUUAACAUUUUAAUUCAUGGUUAAACUAUAAUCCAGAAAUCCACAAACAUUGGUAUCCCACUUACAGUAAAGAAACCACAGUAACCCCAGUUAAUUGUAUGAUCAAAAGUUACAAAUGUAAAUUGAAAGCACAUUAAACAGCAUUGAAUCUUAAUGCAUAUAUAUUUUAUACAAAUCCAUUGUCUUACAGUAAAUAUCAUUGAUACACAGUUGACACUUCUAAUGAAAUGGACUCAAAAAGAUUCAUUUUCUUAAUUUGUCAAUCAUAUGAAAACCUCUUUAGAUAGCUUGUUUUACAAUCUAAUUUUGUGAGAUGAUGUAAGCAAUUAAUCUUGUUUUGCAUGUUUGUGCUUUAAAGUGGUCACAAAAAAUAGAAUUCAAAAUUAAGUAUUUAUGUGAAAUAUGAUAUCAAUUACCUGAAUAAAACUUUUCUGAUUAAACAUCAUUCACAUUAAUAUAACAUUUACCUCUUUGGCUUUAUAGAAUUAUGACAGGAGUUACAUCUAUCUAAAUUAUGGAUUUUUUUGAAGAAUGGACAAAAAUUCAAAAGACUAUUGAUUGUGAUUUUGCAAUAAUAAAAACCUUUCAAUAAUUGCUAAAUUUACAUUAUUUCAAAUUUCAACUUUCAAGACCAUUUUAGCUUAUAUUUCACUAAUGUCUCACUUUGUAACAUCAUUCUGACACUCCCUAAGUUCCGUCUGGAAACUGCAUCCCUCUAAGUUCAUUUUAAAUAAUAUUGCACUGUGUUACAACAACUCAUGAACUGAAUACUAUACCACUUUGUAAUUCAUUCUGAAUACUAUCCUAAUACUUCAUAAUUUCAUUCUGAAUAAUACAUCUCUUUAUAAGAUCAUUAUAGUAUGUAUCAUUUUUUGUAAGUUUUUGGUAGUUAAGAUCUUAUGUUACAAGUUCGUGUAUGUGUACCAAUUAUUUUACUUUGUAACUUUCUGCUACCAUAUGACUCAUUUAUUAGUUCAUGCUAGCAAACAGAUAAUUUUAUAAGUUCAUCAUUUGUUAAGUCUCAUUUGUAAGCAUUUGCUGACCAAUAAAUCACAUUGUAAGAUCAUGCUGAGCAAUAUUUCUUUUGUUAAUAUAAGAUGGUAUAUAUCUGAUUUUGUAUGCUAAUGCUAGACCCUAGGUUCCAGAAAUACACACAGUGAAAGUAUUUCUUUUGUUGUCCCAAUAUUAAUGUAUUGCAUUGCAUAUUAAAGGCAUAUACAUUUAAUCUUUCAAUUCGGUUUCUCAGUCUCAAUUUCAAUAUUAUUUAGAAGACAGAGGGAAAAAAAGAUUGUUCAUUCCAGCUGAGAUGAUAUCAUUGAUACUAGAACUGAUAUAAAUCAGAUUUUUUAUAAAUGUCUGUAAUUCAUAUGGUUAAUCAUGCAGGGUUUUAAGGUCAAGUCCAAAAAGAUGAUAGUUAUCCUAGAAAAUUACAAUGUCUGGCAUCUUGAUACAUCUAAGAGAGAUAUUUUCUGGUAAAAUAGAACAUUAUCACAAUGACUUAUGGAGAACAGUUCCUCCAAAACGCUUGUUAGUUAUUCUUUCAGUCUGCAUGUGCAUGAUGUGAGUACAGUGCUCAACAGUUUCCUAAAGUAGACCUCAUGGUCAAUUUGUGGCAUUCACCACUGAAAUGCAAAUGAUUGUAUGUAAUUGACACCUGAAGACACUUAUUUCAGGUUAGGAAUGACUCACUGGAGUUGGCAGUAUUCUUUUAUCCAUUGGAACUAUGUGAUAACUCCGGAGUGGAGAUGGUGCAAAAUUCUGAGAUGAAAUUAUAUGUAUAUAUUAAAUGCUUGUGCUAGUUAUUUAAUAAAAUUUGGUACACUG
This is a messenger RNA of Mytilus trossulus (common blue mussel), 8475 nucleotides long. Its product is annotated as large proline-rich protein BAG6-like. Gene Ontology annotation, cellular component: BAT3 complex. The record is from RefSeq and is a predicted model, not a curated record. The transcript has 24 exons. Lineage: Eukaryota; Metazoa; Mollusca; Bivalvia; Mytilida; Mytilidae. The coding region runs from base 107 to 4174 and encodes 1355 amino acids. Gene Ontology annotation, molecular function: polyubiquitin modification-dependent protein binding; misfolded protein binding.